AUUCUAAUAAAAGUUAAAUAUAAUUAAAUUGCGAGGCUUUUUAAAAUUAUUUUAAAUUUUAGCCAUGUGACAUUAAUAUUAUAGUUCACAAAAAUGCAGGCAAGUAUUAUAGCCUACUUGAUCCAGCUGAUGUGUAGUGUUUAUUAUGCAUAACGACAUGCUUAAAACAUUAGCGCCCCUCGGCAAUAUACCAAAAUGCUGAAACGUAUAAAGGUAAAGCAGAUGACGACGAUGAGAAUUAUGUUGAUUCACUUUAUAUGAUAAUAAUUUUCAUUGUUGCAACAAAUAUUACGACUUGUUGAUACCAUUCGCCAUAUGGCAUGCAAUUAUGUAUUGUGGUUUAUACUUCAGCAUACUACAUGCAGGUUUGGGCGAAGCCGGAUGAUGAUCAUGAGAGUUCGGAUAAUUACCGUUGGCUUUUUAGGGGUGAUGAUUAUAUGGUGUUUACUUAGGUUACUGUUCUCUUUUGGGGAAGAAGUAUUAAAUAUUGAUAGUAAUUUUGCAAUACCAGCCCUCCCAAUUAUAUUCCCACACGCAAAAGAGAAAGAUAGUGUACUGUCGUCACAAAACAUCAGAUUUGAGAAGAUAAAAACAGUGGAAAACAGUCAUCUCCUCAAAGCACAUGAUGAAACAGGUAAUAUUAUAAACGGACAAAGAAACAAUAUGCUUAGAACGCCUGUUUCACUUGAAUUAUUAUUGAAUAAGCGACUGCCAUGGAUGCGUUUGGAAAGGUAUCUUCCAAACUAUUUUACGAAGACAUUUGAUGAUGUCGAGCGUGCGAAGUAUCAGCAAACAACGUUGGCAUAUUUGUAUUCCCCAAGAUCUGCUUCAUCAACAUCUAAGCUCUGUCUUCGCAAGGCUGCAUCUGCAGUAGGUAGGAAUAUUGGUCCUGAACUUACAGGGUGCACAAGAGUUCAUCUUAAACAUCUCGGUGAAUAUGAUAUUUUAAUAGGCGACACGGCCUUUGGUGUUUGUGAGGAUUUGGCAAAACCUUGUGCAUAUGUUACCAUGAUGAGGGAUCCUUAUGAGCGUAUUGUGUCAAGUUAUUUAUAUUGUCGACGUAAGCGAACCAACCCUCUCUGCAGAGCUUUGUCCCCAUGGAAAGCAUCAAUAAACGAGUGGGCAAUUCAUCUAGGGAAUUAUUUCUUCCAGCAGCUUAUAUUCCAUCCUAAAUUUUGCAAUAAAUUCCACGAGUAUUACUAUCCAGCAGGUUUCAAACACGAAUUUUACAUUAGCCAGCCGAGUUGGUUUCGUCAGAAAGUUAUACUUUCAUACAUGAUAACCGAACAACAAAAAGAAACGCUUAUCACAUAUUGUCUCGAAAACCUGGAAAACUGGUUUGCAGUUGUUGGGAUUACUGAGUAUUACGAUCUAAGUCAAAAUAUGAUUGAAACCGUUUUCGGAAUUCCUUUGAAUCAAUCAUGCGCUGGAAUCUCAUCACAGAAUGUGGGAAAACAUUCCCAUUUAUUGAUUCAACAUAAUGAGAAUGCAAUAGAUGAUAGCUUGAGUUUUAGCAAUUUGAUUGCUAAGUUAAAACAAGACGAUUCGGUAACUCACGCAAUAAAAGCUGAUCUGAGAAUAUAUGCACGGUUCAAGAAAAUAUUUGAACAACAACGUGUGAGCAUGUUGUUGAGCAAUUAAGGAAGCGAACAUUCUAGAUUUAUGAGUUUUGAUUUAUGACAAUCAUGUUGAUAGGUAUGUUACGUGAUUCUCAUAAAGCACAAAAUCAUUAGAAAUCUAAUUUAAAAAGAUAAAUUUUGAAGAAAAAUAUUUUUAUUUAAAAUACUCAAAAUGCAUAAAGAUAACCAUUGCAUAGUUUAGGUGAUGUAUCAUCAAUGAACCGUGAUAAUAUAAUUAUAAUGUUUUAGCAUUAUCGGCUUAUAGUUUAUCUCAAUAUCGUGUAUGAUAAGGAUGAUGUGACCAAAUGCCUGGAUCCACAGAAAUACAUAUUUUAGCUUCGUUAUUGUUUAAUAAAAACAAUAACAUUUAACCACAAAUGCAGCAAGCUUUAAAUACGUUUCACGUGGCAUCUACUUACCACAUUUAUUAUACUAGUCACUAAACCAGCUGGAUCACUUCUCAGCUAACAAUUCGAUAUUAUUAACAAGUUUUAUGGUUUUAUUUUGUAGAACCAUAAAUACGCAUUUGCAAAUUACGUUGUAAAUACGUAUUUAUCUUUUUACAGUAUACUAGUGUACAGCGUAAUUACGUUUGUAAAUACGUUUUUGUAGAACAAAUACCUACUAACAACGAAAUUUCCAUCUUAAACGUUGCUGCAACGAUGUGUUAUUUUCUGACAUAACAUAUUAUCCAACGCGUUCACAACAUUCGUAGAUGUUAUAAUAUGUUUAUUACAACGUUUUGUUUUUGCUGGGCUAUGAUAUGGUCCACGUGUAUAUCAACUGUGAAAAUGAAUC
This is a messenger RNA of Anneissia japonica, 2417 nucleotides long. RefSeq lists its product as uncharacterized. NCBI's taxonomy places the organism in Eukaryota, Metazoa, Echinodermata, Crinoidea, Comatulida, Comatulidae. The record is from RefSeq and is a predicted model, not a curated record. The coding region runs from base 316 to 1641 and encodes 441 amino acids. The transcript is spliced from 2 exons.